Molecule: messenger RNA, 726 nt
Organism: Penicillium soppii
Lineage: Eukaryota; Fungi; Ascomycota; Eurotiomycetes; Eurotiales; Aspergillaceae
Exons: 3
Coding region: 1-726 (241 amino acids)
Molecular function (GO): chitin binding
Source: RefSeq, a predicted model, not a curated record
AUGACUAAGGGCUACACGCUCUGCCUAAAUGCGAUAACUUACUACAGUCUCGAUCUCGACGACCUCGCAUUUAGUGAUCUCAUGACCAACACCGCCUGGUAUAGCGAAUGGGAUCGUCUUUGUGACUUGGACUUGAGCCAGCCUACUCCUACUCAACCCUUCAAUACCAGCAUUCCCCUGACCACCGCUAGUCAGACGAGUGCGGCUUCCAGUCAGGCCGCGGCAGGAUCUACCUCUACCAUUGUCUCGGCAUCCAGCACGAAAUCAUCUACCAGCAGCACUACCACUUCCACCACCUCCACUUCUGCAGCUACAUCCACGGCCACCGGUUUGGAUAUUUCCCCGGACGGUACUUGUGGUGGGAUAACCGGGUACACGUGUGAACAGUCCGGCUUUGGUGAUUGUUGUAGCAUUUACGGCGACUGUGGUUCCACCAGCGAUUAUUGUGCUACGUCCAGCUGUGAUGACUCCGCGGGAGUCUGCGCAGGUGCGGAGCGAGCAACAACGACUGGACCUGUUUCAAUUCGGGCUAUGGAGACUGCUGCGACACUUAUGGUUACUGUGGAUCAACCGAUGAUUACUAUGGAGCCAAAUGCGAUUCUAGCUACGGCCCCUGCACCGGAACCACUUCGACCAACGGUCUCUGCGGCACUGAUAAUAGUGGUUAUACUUGCUUCGGCUCCGAGUUUGGGUCUUGUUGCAGCAUCUAUGGAUACUGGUAAGUGA